AAGGUGAGUUGCCAAGAUCACCAACAUUAGUAGAAGAAGAAACAAAUCAAUAUCUAAUAGAUAACCCCAGCUUUAAUAGUAGUAAUAUUAGCAUAAACACAAACAUUAACUGUGAUAAUAUUAAUGAAAUGGAUAUAAGAAAUUAUUUGCAAUAUAUUGCAGCAAUGAUAAUAGGCAAGCCAUUAAAAGAUUUAGAUGAUCACGAAGAAUCUUUAUUUAAUAUUGGAAUGAAUGAACUCCAAUGUAAUUUAUUUCUUAGGAAAAUUAAUAAUAUUUUACCAACAUUUACAAAAAUAAACAAUUUAAAUUUUAUUCAAGAACAUAAUUCAAUUGAUUUAAUUACAAAAGUUAUAAAUGGUGCUUUAAAUAAUAGAAAAUCAUUAAAAAAUACUAUUGAAGGGGAUAGGGAUGACAGGAAGAAAAAUGAUGCAAAUGAUUUAAAUCAACAACAACAUGAUUUAGAGGGUUUGGUUGAUAAAUACACAUUAUAUAUAAAAGAAAAUUAUCAACAAUCAAUUGAAACUACUCGACCAAAUUUAAAAUCAUCAACAAUAAAAAAACGAAUUUAUUUAUUAACUGGUGCAACAAGUUUUUUAGGUGUACACAUUUUAUAUGAUCUAUUAACAAAUAAUGCUACAAAUGAUUCAGAGAUUUAUUGUUUGAUCAAACUACAUAAAGGUGAUCACGAAGAAUCUUUAUUUAAUAUUGGAAUGAAUGAACUCCAAUGUAAUUUAUUUCUUAGGAAAAUUAAUAAUAUUUUACCAACAUUUACAAAAAUAAACAAUUUAAAUUUUAUUCAAGAACAUAAUUCAAUUGAUUUAAUUACAAAAGUUAUAAAUGGUGCUUUAAAUAAUAGAAAAUCAUUAAAAAAUACUAUUGAAGGGGAUAGGGAUGACAGGAAGAAAAAUGAUGCAAAUGAUUUAAAUCAACAACAACAUGAUUUAGAGGGUUUGGUUGAUAAAUACACAUUAUAUAUAAAAGAAAAUUAUCAACAAUCAAUUGAAACUACUCGACCAAAUUUAAAAUCAUCAACAAUAAAAAAACGAAUUUAUUUAUUAACUGGUGCAACAAGUUUUUUAGCACAUAGUCCAAAGGCAUCAUUAAAACACGCUUUUCUACUUAAUGGCUUGGAUAUUUCAUUGAUAGAUUCAAAAAAUAAUUUGAUAGUUUUACCAGCAAAUCUAUCCGAAUCAUAUUUAGGGUUAUCAAUACAACAAUAUGAAUCUUUAUCAAAAAAAGUGACCACUGUUAUACAUAGUACUUCUUUAAUAACAAGUUUAAGAUCCAUUAGUAUAUCCACAGGUGACACAACACUACCUAGUUAUGAGAAUUGUCAUGUUUUACCUACUUCAAAUUUAUUAUUAUUUAGUGCAAAAAAAGAGUUUUUUUAUAUUUCCAAUAUCGAUUCUUGCAUAAAUGGACCAUGGGAAAUAAUACCUGAAGGUAUAUUUCCUAUUAAAUCCAGCAUAACAACACAAGAUGGAUAUGGAUUAAGUAAAUUAGCAAUUGAAUCAAUCAUAAUAAAUACAUUUGAUUAUCUACAAUUAGAAAAAUUAAAUAUAAUCAGAUUAUCUACUUUAACCAGCUCUACCGUCACUGGUGCAUGGAAUCCCGAUGACUUUGUACCCUUACUGUUAUCAAAUGUAGGAAGGACUGGUCGUAUGCCUGUAUUUGAACUGGAUAUAGAUUGGGUGCCUGUCAAUAUUGCAUCAAAAUCUAUAGUAGAAUUGAUAACAAUGAUGCAUCAUAAUACGUUUAGAGUUGAAAUUAAUCAUUUAAGAAAUCCUGAUACAUUAAUGACAUGGAAAGAUUAUCUUGAUGUUUUGGAAGAGUAUGUUGAAAUGAAAUUUGAAAGACAAGAGUUGAAUGAUUGGCUAAAGCAACUUGUUGUGGAUUUGGAAAAUGUAAAUUUAGAACAUUAUGAAAAUAAAAGUGAUUUAAUGUUAUUUGAACAUUUUAAAAGAAUCAAACAAUUUCAACAUGGUGAUGAUAAUGCUAUUGAUAGUAAUAACAAUCCUACUAAAAGCAACAAUAGUCAUGAUUUAAACAAACGAAUUCAACCAAAACUAGAUAUAACAAACACAAAAUCCAAAUCAUUAGGUUUACAAAAAUGUCCUCCGAUUUCUGAAGAUUUAAUUAAGUUAAACAUUAAUUGGUUAAGAAAUACCAGUUAUUUGGAUGAGACUUAUUAUCAGCAAAUAAAUAAAUCUUUACGAAAAAACAAUAAAAAAAUGAAUUUGACCAAUAACGAGGCAGAAACAGGUUUAUUAGGAUGGAUCUGUGUCACUGCACCAUUGAUGGUCUUUUUUUUUAUAAUUGAUGUAUUGUGGAGCAUCUUGUCAAAAAACUUUUGGGAGAUUGGAUUCAUCUUAGGAUGGUUUAUAACAGUCAUAUUUGUUGAUGAUAAGAAUAUCAAUAAUAGAGAAAAAUCUCAAAAUAAUGAAGAAAAUCCCAAAAGAAUAAUUGUCAAUAGAAAAAAACGUUUGAUUAGAAGAAGAGUUGUUAAUAAUGGAAAUUAA
Molecule: messenger RNA, 2519 nt
Organism: Entrophospora sp. SA101
Lineage: Eukaryota; Fungi; Glomeromycota; Glomeromycetes; Entrophosporales; Entrophosporaceae
Source: the annotation of a GenBank genome assembly